Mizuhopecten yessoensis (Yesso scallop) is the source of this 1829-nucleotide messenger RNA. Its product is annotated as peptidyl-prolyl cis-trans isomerase B-like. Gene Ontology annotation, cellular component: intracellular membrane-bounded organelle. NCBI's taxonomy places the organism in Eukaryota, Metazoa, Mollusca, Bivalvia, Pectinida, Pectinidae. The record is from RefSeq and is a predicted model, not a curated record. The coding region runs from base 260 to 862 and encodes 200 amino acids. The transcript has 4 exons. Gene Ontology annotation, molecular function: peptidyl-prolyl cis-trans isomerase activity. Gene Ontology annotation, biological process: protein folding; protein peptidyl-prolyl isomerization.
AUAUUACAAACAGCACAGUUUCGGAGUCAACAAGAAUACGGAAGUCAAAAUUAGUAUUUGCACAUUCACUUCCAGUGUUGGUGUUAUCGUAUAUUUCCCCCUUUGUGGGCCCCCAUAAGGCUCAUACCCCCUUCGUAAGUUAGGACCUCGUCUAUUUUACGGCUUACCCCGUGGCAAGACGUUUCUACUUUUCGGCACAUUCUAGAUCUUCUACGUGGCACUGCAGAGGCUGAUAUUCUCAAGUCUGAAGUGGAACAUCAUGGACGUCUUACAAAUGCUGGUUGUCGUUGGACUGACCCUUCUGAAAUUUGUACAGGGAGGUGACUUGAAUAUUACGAAUAAAGUGUAUUUCGACAUCACAAUUGAUGGCGAGGAUGCUGGGCGGAUCGUAUUCGGUCUGUUUGGAGAUACUGUUCCCCUGACAACAGAGAACUUCGUCCAAUUGGCCAGUCACGCUAAUGGUUACGGCUACAAAGGAAGCAAGUUCCACCGUGUGAUUAAAGACUUCAUGAUCCAAGGUGGAGAUUUCUCCGCGGGUGACGGAACCGGAAGUAAGAGUAUUUACGGGAAAUAUUUCGCCGAUGAGAACUUUGAACUUUCCCACGAUGGAGCUGGAUGGGUCAGCAUGGCAAACGCAGGAGUUGACACAAAUGGAUCCCAAUUUUUCAUCACGUGCAAAGCAACCAAAUGGUUGGACGGAAAGCAUGUUGUUUUCGGGAAGAUUCUGGAGGGUAUGAAUGUGGUCAGAAAGAUAGCAAACCUUGACGCCGAUGUGGACGCCCGCGACAAACCUUACUCAGAUGUAAUCAUUUCGGAAUCUGGAGUCAUUGACGUGGACACUCCAUUAGAUGUGGAAACAUGACCUGUUGACUGACAAAUAAUUCUGAACAAAGUAGCACAACUCAAGUUUAAAAUUGUUCUUUUAAAUAAUAUGGGUUUUUAAACAUGGAAGAGACUUGGUCCGAUGAUGUAGAUGUAUUUGAGGCUGGUAGACGUGUAUAUUGGAUAAAGAUCUCGAAAUAAGAAAUAAUAAAAUUAUUGAUUAAUGUAUAAAUACCUCUGUACCUAUAUCAAAAUGUAUCAACGGAAAAAUUUAUUUUGAAGGCCCUUGCUAUUGUUUCAUUGAGAAUAUUUUCAUUUUAUAUUGUUCUUUAGUUUUAUAAUUUUGUUAAUAGUUGUUAAGAAGGAGUUAUCUCCCUUGAAACGUUCGCGAUGGGUAAACCGUCCAUUACAUGGAUAGAUACGAGUGUGCAAAAGAAUGCUGACACAAUUGAUGAUCGCCUGAUAUUAUAGUAGGAGGUAAUAUUUGAACACUUUGAUAAUGAGGUCACUGUGCUGGACACGGAAAUUGUGCAUGUUUUUCAGUCGUAAGAUUAGGAUGUCCCCUAUACGAGGAGGCCUCAGUCGCCAUAAAGGGAAAUAACUCUUGUCGACCUCAAAUCCAGAUUCAAAACUCAUACGUCUUAAAAUGCAUGUUUUCCCAAAUUUUCUAAUUAAAAACGUCUUUAAUUAUUUUUUCUCAGCCACCAGCCUCUUUCUGACUUCCCUAUAUAUAUGUUUUGAUAUCACAGCACAGGAGCAAGCAAAACAAUUUGUUUUUAUUUCAUCCCAUCACUUUACCUACGUACGUACAUCAUUUUACUCAGUGUGUUUCUUUCAAGUACCAAGUAUUUUUACACAAACAUAAUUUAUUGUUGUUACGUAGGUUUUUGUGUACUCGCUAUCUAUCAGAACAGUAAUUUUGACGAGUUGUAUUCAUAUUGUAUUUGUUUUAUUGUUUUAUAUAUGAAGAUAUCGUUUGCAAUAAAAUCAAAUUUUGCUACUUUUAA